AUGAUUUUACUGACGAUGAUCGCUCGUGUGGCGGACGGGCUUCCGCUAGCAGCUUCCAUGCAAGAGAAUCACCAGUCAGGACGAGACCUCCAGCAGUACCAGAGUCAAGCCAAGCAACUGUUUCGCAAACUCAACGAUCAAAGUCCAGACCGCUGCACCUUGGAAGCCAAAGACAUGAGCUUUCAUUACGUCAUCGCAGACGGCGUUUGCUACCUUUCCCUUUGCGAGCCAUCCUUCCCCAAGAAAAUGGCCUUCGCGUACCUGGAGGACCUUCACGGCGAGUUCUCCGACCAGUACGGACACAAGGUUUCCGCGGUGACCAGGCCGUACUCCUUCAUCGAGUUUGACACGUACAUCCAGAAAAGCAAAAAGUCGUACAUUGACAGCAGGGCGAGGAGGAACUUGGGUAGUAUCAAUACAGAGCUACAGGAUGUUCAAAGAAUCAUGGUGGCAAAUAUUGAAGAAGUUCUACAACGUGGAGAAGCAUUGUCUGCCCUGGACUCCAAAGCCAGCAAUCUGUCCACGUUGUCGAAGAAGUACCGCAGCGACGCCAAGUACCUCAACACCCGCUCCACGUACGCCAAAGUUGCCGCCGUGGCUGUCUUUUUCCUCACGCUCAUCAUCUACGUGCGCUUCUGGUGGCUCUGA
Nerophis lumbriciformis (worm pipefish) is the source of this 648-nucleotide messenger RNA. Lineage: Eukaryota; Metazoa; Chordata; Actinopteri; Syngnathiformes; Syngnathidae. The record is from RefSeq and is a predicted model, not a curated record.